This is a messenger RNA of Gymnodraco acuticeps, 1237 nucleotides long. RefSeq lists its product as uncharacterized. NCBI's taxonomy places the organism in Eukaryota, Metazoa, Chordata, Actinopteri, Perciformes, Bathydraconidae. The annotation marks the transcript as partial. The transcript has 5 exons. The record is from RefSeq and is a predicted model, not a curated record.
AUGUGCAGGUUAGCAUCCAGAAGUUUCUAUGUGCUGCAUCUUUUGGAAACUUUAAUUGCACAGAUACCAAAGGAAAAGUCAAACAGAAAGUCAGACGUGAUCGUGUACGAGGUCUUUGGUCUUGAAGAUAAAUCUCUGCCCUUCUCUCUGACCAUCAUCGAUUCCCCCGGGUUUGGUGACACCAAAGGGAAGGACAAAGAUGUCCUCGUCAGCGAAAGAUUGUUGGACUUGUUCCGCUCAACAGAUGGAGUUGAUGAGAUUGAUGCAGUGUGUCUGGUGCUGAAAGCGAGUGACAAUCGACUGAGUGACCGACUGAUGUACGUCUUUGAUUCAGUGGUGUCUCUGUUGGGAAAAGACAUAGAGGAGAACAUCGUCCUCAAACACUCAGAUUUUGUGUCAGCUGCAAAUGUUCUACAAGCUCUGAAAGAGGCAAAAAUGAUGUGUGCGAAAGACGAGAAGGAUCGGCCUGUUCAUUUCAUGUUUAAUAACAUCCAGAAAACAGAGAGAAUUAAGGGAAAAGAGCGUGCUCUAAAGCAGUGGUUCCCAAACGACACCAAAUCACAGAAAUUGGAAACAACCGUUGAAGUUUUGAAUUCACGCAUCAGCCUGACAGCCUGCAUCCACAACCUGCAGGAGAGGAUUGAGUUCAUUGAACUGAAACAGAGAGAGAUCCAACAGACUCAGGAAGCUCUGAAGAAACACGAACAAGACAUGAAGAAUAACAAGGACUUCAAGGUAGAAGUUGAUGAAGUCUAUAAAUGUCAUAGGAAUGAGCUCUACUGCACGGUGUGUACUUGGAAGUGUCAUGAAUCCAAACACGUGAAAACAGAACAAUGCACUGAAUGUGAGGAUAAAUGCAGUGAUCCAAAGCAUCCGAAAACACACUGGAUAUAUGUGAGCAAGACCAGGAAAGUUACUAGGACCGAACGAGAGAUGAAAGCCAUGUAUGAUAAGGGUAGAAAAGACAGUGAGAAGUCAGCGAGUCUCUUGGAAACCCUCCAGGAGACCAUAGAAGACCUGCAGAAAGAAAAAGAUCCGUUUUUGGAAGAGUCUUUCCGACAUGUUGUCAGACUGGAUGAGAUCGCCAUGAAGGUUGUUUCCCUGGCCACUCAGGUGCACCUGGACUUCCUGAUCGACAUGAUGAACGAGAAGGGAGACACCCAGAAGCUCAUGAAACUGAAAGAGAUGAAAAGCAAAUGGAUGAACAUAAACAAUUCAAGUCACUGCUGCGCUGCUG